This is a messenger RNA of Esox lucius (northern pike), 3565 nucleotides long. RefSeq names its product chondroadherin-like b (gene chadlb). Gene Ontology annotation, cellular component: extracellular matrix. NCBI's taxonomy places the organism in Eukaryota, Metazoa, Chordata, Actinopteri, Esociformes, Esocidae. Bases 418 to 2736 code for a protein of 772 amino acids. The record is from RefSeq and is a predicted model, not a curated record. Gene Ontology annotation, molecular function: protein binding. The transcript is spliced from 9 exons.
GGGAGAGAGACCAGGGACCGUGAGAGAAUACAGCGCAUUACAAAGGACGGGAGCAGGCAACGAGACCACGGAUAUUGAGCCGCUGUUUAUUUACCGGAGACACUGCAGCGGUGAGUCCGGUGCCCAGCGGUGAAAACACUGUGCGUCUUUGUGCGCAGCCGGCGUGCCAGCUCAACUGCGGUCUGAACUGCUGAUCCCCGGGGGGACACUCACACACACACACACAGGCUUUGCCCUAAGAAAUUCCACCGUCUCUUAUUUCUGUCUUGCUUUCUCACCGAAUCGCCUGUGAUCGUUAGGCUAUAGCUGAAGAGUAUUUGAAAAUGUGUUAAUCGCUAAAUAACUUAAAGUAGGUUAUUGUCCGACAAGGAUUACAUCGUUUUGUUUCGAUAUAUCUGGAAACUUUCCUUGGUUCAGAUGUACAGCAUGGUCUGCUCCGUGGCGUUGUGGCCUUUACUGGUAAUGCUCUUGGCCAUCCCGGGGGCGCAUCUUGGCAAAUGCCCAAAAGAGUGCGUCUGUGACCAAAUCUCACUUACUGUCACCUGUGUUAACAAAAACCUGACAGAGGUGCUUCCGACAAUUGACGAGAUCACAGUGAAGCUGGACCUGAGAGGCAACAACAUCCAGGAGCUUCCGACAGGUGCAUUUAAACACACACCUUACCUGACGCACCUCUCCAUGCAGCGCUGCAACCUCCGCAACGUUAAGGAGGGGGCAUUCCGUGCCCUUGGACGCCUUGUAUUUCUCAACCUGGCUAACAACAAUAUUGAGAUUCUCUAUCAGGAGUCGUUUGACGGCCUCUCCUCACUGAAGCAGCUGCUGAUUGACCAUAACCGCGUGGAGGAGAUCCAGCCAGGAGCCUUCUCUCAGCUGGGCUUCCUAAACCUUCUUUCCCUCACCCACAACCAACUCACUUACAUUCCCAACAUGGCCUUCCAGGGACUGCAGAACAUCAAGUGGCUGCGCCUCAGCCACAACUCCCUCAACUACUUGGCCAUCGAGGCCUUUGCAGGCCUCUUCACCCUGACACGCCUUAGCCUUGACCAUAACGAGCUGCAGUUCUUCCCCACUGAGACCAUGACCAGACUCGCAGAGGUGACCCGUCUGGACCUCAGCUUCAACCCCAUGACCUACCUGGGCGAAGAAACGGUCUCCAUGAACAAACUGACCCACCUCUUCAUGGACCACAUGUCCCUGCAGGACCUGUCCCACACAGCCGUGUCCCUGUCCCCAUCACUCACCCACCUGGACCUCAGUCACAACCAGCUCCGCGUCCUCCAGCCCUUCACCCCAGCCUCCGCCAAGUUGGCCCGUCUCAACCUGUCCGGAAACCCCAUCUACUGCAACUGCUACUUGCUCCCUCUGAGGGAGUGGAGCAUCCGGAAGAAGGUGAAGCUGAUGGGGGAGUGUGGGGGACCAUUUCAUUUCUCUGGGGAGAACCUGGAUGCCAUCCACCCCCGGGACCUGCGCUGCCAGAGCCAGGAGGCUAUGCUGAAGGCUGAGUUCGAGGAGCAGACGAGGGUUAGACCACCCCCCACCCCCGAGCCCACCGACAGGGUCAAGUGUCCCGCCAACUGUGCCUGUGAGGGUGAGACACACCACUCCUCCUGUGAGAACCGUGGCCACACCAAAGUACCUCGUGGUUUUUCCCCUGACACGCGUCUCCUUGACCUGCGCAGCAACCACUUCCAUUACAUCCCUGCCAAUAGUUUCCCUGGUGUGGCUGAGGUCAUCUCACUUCACCUGCAGCACUGUAAGAUUGUGGAGGUGGAGCCUGGUGCCUUCAACGGCAUGAAGGGGUUGGUCUACCUUUACCUCUCAGAGAACGACCUUGACUCCCUCAACCCUGACGCCUUCAAGGGCCUGCCUCAACUCACCUACCUUCACCUAGAGAACAACAAAUUCACUGUGUUCCCCAAGGGGGCCUUCAAACUGCUACCUGGCUUGUUGGCCCUUCACAUGGAGAACAACUCCAUCACCAAGCUGGAGCCAGGCAUCCUGACUGGGGCUGAGAAGCUUAGGGGGCUAUACCUGACAUCAAAUGCAAUUGAUGCCAUGGCUAUCAGAGCACUUGACCCAGCCCCUGACCUCGACACACUUCACCUCGGAGGGAACAAGCUGAAGGAGGUGCCCAGUGAUGUGUUAGCAAAGACGGGCAACCUGGGAGAGUUACGUCUCUCAGGGAAUCCAAUUCGCUGGAUUGGGCCGCAUGCCUUCCAGCCAUUAGCAAGGACGCUGAAGGAUCUAUAUCUGGAUGGCAUGGGAUUGGAGAAGAUGUCUAGGGACUCUCUGGCAGGUCUUGGUGCUGGUCUGAGAAGUCUAUACUUGGAGGGGAAUCAGCUGGAGGAGGUACCUAACUUCAACCAUCUGACCAGCCUUGAGGUCAUCAACCUGGCGGAGAAUCCUCUGCUGUGUGAUUGUCCCCUGCUGCCACUACGCAUAUGGAUUGAGAAGGUGAACCUGAAAGUCCGGGCCACCUGUGCCCACCCGCCUGAGCUGCGAGGCCGUAGGGUCAAGGACGUCCACGUCUUCAAGGCCUGCCCUGGAGGGGAGAGCCUGCCCUCCGCCCCGGUCCCCAAGGUCUCCAAAACUCCCAAAUCCACCAAACCAAAACCUGCCCACCUUCACCCCCCAAGACAGGUCAAGGUAGUGAAGACCAAAGCCAUAGCCAGAAAGAGUCAGACCCCAAAGCCGUCUGUCACCAAGAAAACCUCCAAGAGGAGCAAAAUGGUUUGAAACCUGAACCACUAGAGGGCGCUAUAACUAUUAUAGUGUAACUACAGGUGAGCAGGUGUGACUGCUGGAUCUAUGACCAGGUGCCUUUACUGUCUCCCCAAAGGCUUUGACUGCUGUAGAUCUGCACAACAUAACGCAGGACAGAAUUAAACACAUAAAACACUCAGAAAGACGUACAGGGAUGCAAUUCUGAAAAGGACAGUUAGAAAUAGAUGUAGAAACUCAACGUUGAAGCUCUUCUUCAACACAAGGAUUAUACUGAUUUUUUUAUAUUGAGUGGCUUCCUCUGUUGAAAAUAUUUUCAAGUUACACUAAUAUUUAAAAUAUAUGUACCAUUAUGAAGUGUAGUCACCUAACUUGAUGUUAGGAAAUAAAAAAUGUGUAGGGAGUUCUAGCAAGUUUCCCAGUGUGUACAUGGCAAAUUUACUAGUUUGAAAAGGGCAGUUGAUGACAUGUUCAACUUCUUCCAUUUGAGCACUGAAUGUGGGUCUUCAUUUCAUCGUGUGUAUUGAACAUGUAUUAUACUUUCAGUUUUCCACUUUGGAAAUUGUUUACGGAUAUUGAAAUAAAUGCUACAUACUUCUGCAAAAUUACAUGGUCACAUCACAUACUGUAGCUGAAAGCAAGGUUCCUACCUGUCAUUACUAUAUUCCUGUCUCUGCACAGUCAUAAAUGUUUCAUUGCUCAUAGAUUAGUCAGUAGCAGAAGUGUCAUUCAAAUGUAAAAUGUGAAAGUCACAAAUCCCACAAUCUGACAAAUCAGCUAACUGAAGUAAUUUUAUUCCAUGAUUCAACAAUAUAUAGUACCUACAAAAACAUAAUCUGGAUAA